This is a messenger RNA of Cavia porcellus (domestic guinea pig), 1999 nucleotides long. RefSeq names its product paired like homeodomain 3 (gene Pitx3). Gene Ontology annotation, biological process: regulation of transcription by RNA polymerase II; anatomical structure morphogenesis. Bases 431 to 1309 code for a protein of 292 amino acids. Lineage: Eukaryota; Metazoa; Chordata; Mammalia; Rodentia; Caviidae. The transcript is spliced from 4 exons. The record is from RefSeq and is a predicted model, not a curated record. Gene Ontology annotation, molecular function: DNA-binding transcription factor activity, RNA polymerase II-specific; RNA polymerase II cis-regulatory region sequence-specific DNA binding. Gene Ontology annotation, cellular component: nucleus.
GGCUGCCAUAAAGUGAAUGGGCGCCGGCGGGGGGUGGCAGUCCGCGGCGAGGUUCGCGCUCUGCCCAGCGGGUCUGGGAGCGCCGGAGCGAAGCUGCCGCCCGGGAACUGGGGGACAGCCCCCACCCCGUCCGGUGCCUGGCCCCAGACCCCGCUUGCCCUCCAGGCCGUCGCCGCCUCUGCCGGGACUCCUGCCGCGUGACGCUCUGUGAGUUCUUGACCACGCCGGGGACAGGAGCGCGAGGGGCCGCGGAGCUGUAGCCGGUCCAAGGAUCCCCAAAACCGAACCUGGGGCGUCUGCACUCCGUGUUCCCGAUUUUAUCCGUGGUACUCCACAAAGGGUGGCCUUGCAUCAGUGACUGUGAAAGGGGCAGGGACUUCGUGUGCCCCAUGAACCUGGUCUCGGCGUGCUCUUUCCUCCAGAGCCUUCCAUGGAGUUCGGGCUACUCCCCGAAGCGGAGGCUCGCAGCCCCGCGCUGUCGCUGUCGGACGCGGGCACUCCGCACCCUCCACUCCCAGAGCACAGCUGCAAAGGUCCGGAGCACAGCGACUCGGAAAAGGCCUCGGCCUCGCUGCCCGGUAGCUCCCCCGAGGACGGCUCGCUGAAGAAGAAGCAGCGACGCCAGCGCACGCACUUCACCAGCCAGCAGCUGCAGGAGCUGGAAGCAACCUUCCAGAGGAACCGCUACCCCGACAUGAGCACGCGCGAGGAGAUCGCCGUGUGGACCAACCUCACCGAGGCUCGCGUGCGGGUGUGGUUCAAGAACCGGCGUGCCAAGUGGCGCAAGCGCGAGCGCAGCCAGCAGGCCGAGUUGUGCAAGGGCGGCUUCGCGGCGCCCCUCGGUGGGCUGGUGCCGCCCUACGAGGACAUGUACCCCGGCUACGCCUACGGCAACUGGCCGCCCAAGGCGCUCGCGCCACCCCUCGCCGCCAAGACCUUCCCGUUCGCCUUCAACUCGGUCAACGUGGGGCCGCUGGCCUCGCAGCCCGUCUUCUCGCCGCCCAGCUCCAUCGCCGCCUCCAUGGUGCCGUCGGCCGCACCCGCGCCCGGCGCCGUCCCCGGCCCCGCAGCCUUGCAGGGGCUGAGCGGGGGUCCCCCUGGGCUGGCCCCGGCGGCCGUGUCCUCCGCGGCCGUGUCCUGCCCGUACGCUUCGGCGCCCUACGUGUACCGGGACCCGUGUAACUCGAGCCUGGCCAGCCUGCGGCUCAAAGCCAAGCAGCAUGCCUCCUUCAGCUACCCCGCGGUGCCCGGGCCGCCCCCGGCCGCCAACCUCAGCCCGUGCCAGUAUGCCGUGGAGCGGCCCGUGUGAGCGCGCCCUCGGGCUUCCCCGCCGAGGGGGCGAUCGUCCACAGCGACCUGGGUCGUCUACACUGGCUUGCUCCCGCCGCGGGUCUGGGGUGGGGGCUCCAGGGAGGGCCUUCCUCCGGCUGGACCGCGCCCUGGGACUAAGGCCAGGAACAGGGACCGCUCCCCGGGGCCAGCUGCUCCCCUGCCUGGCCGCCUUCUCCAGACGCCCGAUCCCGUUUUCAAAGGUAAAUGAAAUAAAUGUGCGCAGACUGUGAAAGCCUGCUGACUCCGAGUUGCGGUUGACCCUCUUCCUGUCCUCCCCCACGGCCUAAAAAGAGAGAUGGAUGUGCUGGGACGAAACGAGCGUCCAGGCCUCAGUGCCCCCACUCCCUUCCAUCGAGAUGGAAAAGCCCGGGCUCCCGGAGCAAAGGGGUACAAGAGUGCCUCUAGUUUGGGGGAACCAGCGCUUGGCUGCAGUCGGCCAAAGCCCGUGCUGUGGCGCCACCUCGCGGCCUCAGGGAGCACAACUGGUAGGUCUGGUAGGUCUGGUUUCCAGCGCGUGUUUGCCGGGAUCAGAUUGGCAAUUUAGGGAGCCUCUGACGUUAGAUGAGCUACUCCGCCUUUCCGCACUUUUUUCUCACUGUUCCUAUGAGGGGCACGGGCCCCUAACAGCAAUAAAAUUCUGGUCUGUAACAGACAUUUAUUAAGUGCC